Molecule: messenger RNA, 2379 nt
Organism: Schistocerca americana (American grasshopper)
Lineage: Eukaryota; Metazoa; Arthropoda; Insecta; Orthoptera; Acrididae
Product: flocculation protein FLO11-like
Exons: 3
Coding region: 103-2205 (700 amino acids)
Source: RefSeq, a predicted model, not a curated record
CCGCCGCGGCCGUGCCAUGCUCUGGUGCUGCUCCCCGUAGUGCGAGCAGGCGACGCGAGGCGAGGAGCACCAGCAGCGCCGGACAGCGCACGCCACGACGACAUGAGGCCAACCCUCGUCGCAGCCGCUCUGCCUCUCCUGCUGAUCACGUGCGUGGCACUAGUGGGGCCGAGCGCGGGCCUACCCGCCCGCGCUUCCUCGGGGCGGCCCCGCCCGCGAGCAGACGACCUGAUCGCGGGAACCGAUUUCCUGUCGGUGUUCAUCGGGUCGUCACUGCCGCGGACUCCCCAGCAGGUGGUCAAACCUAGGUUGCGGGACUCCACCACGGCGCCAGAGGACAUCGGCUUCGGUGCCCGCCUGGCGCCCAAGAGCUCCAGCACCACUCUGACCACUUCCCGUGCCACCCCGACGCCCUUUAGCGCUACCACCGAGACCCCACUCUCUGGGCCGUCCACCCGCCAGCAGGAUUACAGCAGCACUUACGGAAAAUCACCAGCAGAAAGCGACAGCGAGACAUUCCAGUCCUCUACAGAACCCACCCAGCGGAUCGAGGAUUCCGCUUCCGAACUCCACUACAGGACUUACCCGCCACAGAACUCUCCCACGACAUCCGAUGUCACCCUUCCUCCCGACAGUAGUAUAUCGGUAGUCACAGAUAUCGUCACAUCGAAACAGGAACUGAUAUCACUUACCGCCGGAGACCCUACUGAUGGUGACCAACACGCCAGUGACGGCGUACUGUCUGCGUCGAGGAUCACCAGCUUCUAUGUGCAGCAUCAGGAUGAAAACACACGUGGCACUCAGCAUCGUAGCCCUCAACAAAUCUCAACGAAUGGUGCAUACCACAGCAGUAGUCCGCACAACUCUGUGCCAGACCCUAAUGUUCACUAUCAAUCGUCAACAGGCCAAGGUGCCGAGACAGGAAGCUUGUUUCACAGCAGUGUUGGUCCCAGCCCCAGCUAUCACACUGUAACGCUCCACGAGCAGCGUCAAGACCACAGUUACCAGGGACACAGUACUGCCUUUCCCCAGUCCACCUCCAAUUCGUGGUUCUCCUCCCAUCCCACUCAAGCUACUCAAAUAGUUGUUAACCACCCUGGACAGCCGACUUCUCGGCCCGAAAGUUCGACAGUACAACAAGUAAUCUCCGUCCGGGUCUCUUCGUCGGUAGUGCAGGGUCCCUCAUCACCGCCCAACACUGCACGAAGUAAACCGUUCGGUACAUCUCAACCGAGUGAUUCUCCAUUUCACCACAGCAGUGAAUCUUCCAGUCACGACAAUUUUCUUUCUAGUCGGACGGAAGGUGAUGGAGCGAGACAUUACUCGCAGACGUCGUUGCCCGAUUCUGCGCAGGCGUCUCAAGAACGAGCCGUGGAGGACCAGCAGCAGGUGGUCCCCACGUCACUCGUGACCGAGGACCAGCCGGCGGCGACGGCUGUGCAGCGCAGCCAGUUCAGCGUCGAGGAGUCUUCCCCAUCGGACAUCUCGGCGCUGCACGCGCAGCGAGACCACCACAACAGGCAGCACAACUACCACGACGAUGGCAGCGACCAGACGAUCGCCACAGUGGUCGAGGUGCCAGCGCCCGCCGUGGUCAACUACGAGUCACGCGUGUCGUCGCCCACAUCCAACAGCCGCGUCCAGUUCUACAGUGGGCCACCGCCGAGCCAACCUGAGCCCGUGAGGCGCCACGGCUGGACUCCUCAGCGCGGUCGCAAGAGCUUCGGUCACCAAGGCCAGCAGCAGCAGCAGCAGCACCAUCAACAACAGCAGUCGCAGCAGCAGCAGGACCAGCAGUCGCAAGCUCACCAACACCAGAGCCACUCUGAACCCUCAGAGCACAACUACGAGCAACCGGAGCAGAACUAUGAAGUGGACGAGCAGCUGAGUGUGGUCACCAAUGGCCGUGCACACGGCAUUCAGCCCCAAGACGCGUCACAAACCACUCAGCCCUCGACGGCCCCUGUGUCUGCGCCAGAAAAUCCGCAGGUGGACAGCGCAGGCAACAAGGCCGGCUACGUGGUGGAGGGCCGCGGCUUCCGCAAGUACCGCGUCGAGGAACGAACCCCGGACGGCUUCAUCGUCGGCGAGUACGGCGUCGUCAACAGCGAGGGCGACCCCCUGCGGGCGGUGCGCUACACGGCCGACGGCACCGCCCCCACCAAGCUCAUCGACCAGGCGCUCAGCCACUUCCUCUCCCUCUGACGUCACUGCCCGCUGGACGCCACGCCCACCGCUACCUGCCGACUCUGCGACUGCUCCGCGAUGCGCAGGUGCCACCAGUCAGUUUCCCGGACCUGCUGGCUGUGAUCUGUGUUUUUAGGUUCGAUAAGAAAGCCACUGUAAAAUUGUUGUCAAUACACGUUGCUAUUCUCAAAA